AUGCCAGCUUUGAAAAAGUUCGAUGCCAACGUGGCUCGCCACGUGAAGCUGAUGAACAAGAACCUCUGUGCUAAUUUAAUACGCCAUGAGUACAUUGUCACCGGCAGAACGAAGGCCAAGAGAGCACAGGCCAAGAUCGAGUCUUUCCUAAGCCAGGCCUUACAGGAAGAGAGACAGAUGGCCAACAUACCCUUGAGGCAGAGAUUCAAGCUCAACAAAGCCUUGAACUACUUGCAACCCGCAGACAAGCAGGAGGUCGGAACCAAGGUGCUCGAAGAGCUCAGCAAGAGAUACACGGAUAGGACGCAUGGAUUCACGAGAGUUACCAAGUUAGAGCCCAGACUCGGCGAAGACAAGGCGCCUAUGGCAAUUUUGGAGCUUGUGGACUCCGACUUUGAGAUCAAGUUCUGGUACAUCGCCAAGACGGUGGCCAGAUUGGAGUUGCAAGGCUUGAAGGUGGAUCCCUUGACACAGCACAACGUUGAGAAAUUGACGCAACUAAGGAAAGACGGCGAGGCCAAGUUCAGGGACGCUGUGGACCAGUGCAAACAAAGAUUCUUCAACUACGACCUCGAGCUGGCUUCCGUCCAGGAAGGAUCUGUGGAGGCCAAUUUGCAGAACAAGCCUGCCGAUGGAGAGGUCCAAGCAGGCACUAAGGCGCCUUGGGCGACCAAGUCGAGGCUCAAUACCAAGCCCAGAGCAGAGAAGAAGAAGGUGGAUCUCCCCAAAUCUCCAUUUUUGGCAUAG
Messenger RNA from Candidozyma duobushaemuli, 747 nucleotides. RefSeq names its product mitochondrial 54S ribosomal protein bL17m (gene MRPL8). Lineage: Eukaryota; Fungi; Ascomycota; Pichiomycetes; Serinales; Metschnikowiaceae. The transcript has a single exon. Gene Ontology annotation, cellular component: ribosome; mitochondrial large ribosomal subunit. Gene Ontology annotation, biological process: translation. Gene Ontology annotation, molecular function: structural constituent of ribosome. The coding region runs from base 1 to 747 and encodes 248 amino acids. The record is from RefSeq and is a predicted model, not a curated record.